Molecule: messenger RNA, 1068 nt
Organism: Cavenderia fasciculata
Lineage: Eukaryota; Evosea; Eumycetozoa; Acytosteliales; Cavenderiaceae
Gene: mcfF
Product: mitochondrial substrate carrier family protein
Exons: 7
Coding region: 1-1068 (355 amino acids)
Biological process (GO): iron import into the mitochondrion
Cellular component (GO): mitochondrial membrane
Molecular function (GO): ferrous iron transmembrane transporter activity
Source: RefSeq, a predicted model, not a curated record
AUGAUGAUGAUGAAUGAGAUGGUCGAGUUUAUAGUUGGAGAGAAUAAAUAUCGUAGAGAAGACAAUAGAUUCCAUUCCAAAAGAGACUCUCUAUCGAUUGUGUUCGAUGAACAACCAAACAAACACGAAGCAAUCGAUUGCUGUCUUGCUCGGGCGUUGGAAAACAAAGAAAGAAAUCAUCAAAAGAGACAAAGACGUGAAGGGCGUAGUCGUAGUAGUAUAGUAGAAGUAGUAGAAAAUAGAAUCAUGGGUCACGAUCACGGAUUUGAAGAAGAGGAAGAAGGAGGAUCAUUCUAUGUUCAUUUAAUAGGUGGUGCUGUUGCAGGUGUUGCAGAACAUGUUGGAAUGUACCCAAUCGAUACAGUCAAAACACAUAUACAAUCAGCAGUUAGACCAGGAGUAGCAGUAUUAUCAGGCUUUCAAACAACAAAGGAGAUUGUUACAAGGUCAGGUGUUGGAGGUUUAUUCAGAGGUGUCACUGCCGUCGCUGCCGGUGCCGCUCCAUCUCAUGCCCUCCAUUUUGCCAUAUACGAACAUUUAAAAGAAAAAAUAUGCAAGGGAGACAAGGAACACCAUCAUCCACUCAAAACUGGUGCUGCUGGUGCUUUUGCAACCAUGAUAAGUGAAGCAGUUGCAUCACCAAUGGACGCAGUAAAACAAAGAAUGCAAUUACAAGUGACAACAUACAAUGGAUUAAAAGAUUGCAUGAGAAAGAUGUGGGUUAGAGAGGGAUUAAAAUCAUUUUAUGCGGGAUAUACGACGUCGUUGGUGAUGAACGUGCCAUACUAUGGAACGUAUUUUGCAUCGUACGAAUCAUUAAAAAAGGUCAUCGAACCAUUUCACAGCAAGGAUAGAAACCCAUUGCUUUUGCAUUUAGUGGCUGGUGGAGGAGCCGGUGUGGUCGCCGCUGCCGUCACCAACCCAUUCGACGUUGCCAAAACACGUCUACAGACAGCCGGCGAUGUCGGCAAGCACUACAAUGGCCUCAUCGAUGCCAUGCGAACCAUCUGGCGCGAGGAAGGUCCCAAGGGCUACCUGUGUGGCAUUCGUCCGCAUAGACAGGCAUAA